UGAGGGGUAGCGAAUUCCUACUGUCCACUGUGAGGGGCGGGGGCCGGCUCUCCCAGGAAGCCCUGCCCUUAAGGGGAGGGGCUAGCUCCCCCUGUCCUCCAUCGUUUGUCCCCGCCUCCUACUCUGCUACUCGCGGGCCCAGCUCAACUUUUCCAGGCAGAACCUGGCCGUCACCAUGGUGCAGGCCUGGUAUAUGGACGAGUCUGCAUGCGACCCGCGGCUGCCGCAUCGCUUCGAGCCCGACCGCCCGGUGAGCCUGAAGCAGCUGCGCGCCCUCGGCGUGCUCUAUUGGAAGCUGGACCCCGACAAGUAUGAGACGGACCCGGAGCUGGCGCAGAUCCGCAGGGACAGGAAUUACUCCUGGAUGGACAUCAUCACCAUCUGCAAGGACAGCCUGCCCAACUUCGAGGAGAAGAUCCGGAUAUUCUACACGGAGCACCUGCACCUGGAUGAGGAGAUCCGCUACAUCCUGGAUGGCAGCGGGUACUUCGAUGUCCGGGACAAGACAGACAAGUGGAUCCGGAUCUGCAUGGAGAAGGGCGACAUGAUCACCCUCCCAGCCGGCAUCUACCACCGUUUCACGCUGGAUGAGAAGAACUACGUGAAGGCCAUGCGUCUGUUUGUGGGCGAGCCCGUGUGGACAGCAUACAACCGGCCGGCUGAGCACUUCCCCGCCCGGAAGCAGUACAUGAAGUUCCUGGAGCAAACUGUGUAGCUGCCUGGAGUCCAUUGCUGCGGCCUGAGACUGGCUUGUUCUUCUGUGUGAUUGUUUGAUCAGAAUAUUUUUAAAGAAAAUUGUACAAUUGAUUUUUACUCUGAAGCAACUAGAAAUGCAAAUAUCACUGUAAUCGCUCUUAAUUAACCAAGAUAGGGGUACAGGAGCACCCAGUAGUACGAACCCUGCAGUAUAACAAGCUUUUGCCCUGAGGGUGGCUUGUCAACGCUGUGCCAGGUGCAGUGUAGCUGCCUGAGGAUGGUGGGACCAAUCAGGUGGUGCUGCAGCUCCGGGCUGUAGCUGGUGCAGAGAGGGUGUCUGCAGGCUUCUCCUGCCCAUCACAAUAAAGUCCUUGCCUUAACUCUG
Messenger RNA from Cavia porcellus (domestic guinea pig), 1081 nucleotides. It is a transcript of the gene Adi1, whose product is annotated as acireductone dioxygenase 1. Bases 176 to 715 code for a protein of 179 amino acids. NCBI's taxonomy places the organism in Eukaryota, Metazoa, Chordata, Mammalia, Rodentia, Caviidae. The record is from RefSeq and is a predicted model, not a curated record. Gene Ontology annotation, molecular function: acireductone dioxygenase [iron(II)-requiring] activity. The transcript has 4 exons.